Dreissena polymorpha is the source of this 6661-nucleotide messenger RNA. RefSeq lists its product as uncharacterized. Gene Ontology annotation, molecular function: protein tyrosine phosphatase activity. The transcript has 22 exons. Gene Ontology annotation, biological process: protein dephosphorylation. NCBI's taxonomy places the organism in Eukaryota, Metazoa, Mollusca, Bivalvia, Myida, Dreissenidae. Bases 116 to 4306 code for a protein of 1396 amino acids. The record is from RefSeq and is a predicted model, not a curated record.
CGGAACUUUAUGUGCUUCUGUUCACAUCAACCGUAUAUGUUCAAUAUUUAAACACAGCCGGGAAUGCGUAUUAUUGUAAUGAAGAAAGUGUCUGUGACUCUGUAAUACUGACAGUAUGAAGGCAACAUACCUCAAUUACUUUUGGACAGCGAUUCUCGUACAAGCUACGCUUCACUGCUGUGUACAAUGCAACUGUUGUGAUGACCAUAGUUGCUACGCCUACAAUUACCCCAACUCAAUCUGCCCAUAUGGCUGCAAAGAUGGGUAUAGGGGAGAAGAAUGCACAUUAAGAUGCGCAAACGAUUGUCAGAGAUGUGACCGUUAUUCCGUGCGAUGCAGCACGUGCAAUAAUUGGUAUUACUUAGACUCUAAUGGAUAUUGUUGCUACCAAGGGUGUCUUUGCAACAACUUUUCCUUUUGCUAUGGAUGUAUACAAGGGUAUUACAAAAACGGUUACUUUUGUAGCCCAUGCAGCAACAAUUGUACAUCUUGUAUAGACUGGAACAGAUGCGUUGAAUGCAAUCAAGGAUAUUUUAAGCAAUUAUAUCAGUAUAAUUCUGAAAGUUAUUAUUUUUGUUAUCAAUGUAUGAACACAUGUAUGACGUGCACAAAUAGCAGCACUUGCGAUGUUUGCAAAACAGGAUUUCAUGGUCUGCAGUGUCAGCAACGUUGUUCAACUAACUGCAAGGGCGGCUACUGUUAUAAAGAAACCGGGGAAUGUACCUGUUUUGAAGUCAGUGGAAGUAAAUGCGACACGUGUCUAGAGGGAUAUUAUGGGCCCGAUUGUUCCAAGCUGUGCUCACCAGGUUGCAAGGAUGGUUGUGACGGAAAAAUUGGAACGUGUACAUGUAAGCCAAAACAUACAGGUCGGUUGUGUGAUACGUGCAUUGACGGAUGGUUUGGGCAAAAUUGCGAACAAGCCUGUAGACAGAAUUGCAAAUCAUGUACGGACGGACACACGUGUGUGGAAUGCAUUGAUGGAUACCAUGAUAACGACUGCAGUCAAAAUUGCUCAGGCGGAUGUCUCGACAUGUUAUGUCGCCAGAACGAUGCCGUUUGUACACGUGGAUGUAAACCCGGAUACUCCAGUGCAUAUUGCUGUCAACCAGGUAUGUUUGGAUUGUCGUGUGAGAGCAACUGUCCAUCAAAUUGUGGUACGUGUACAUCUCUGGCCGAAUGUCAAAGUUGUAAAGACGGCUUUCAUGGAUCAUUAUGCAACCAAACUUGUCCUGCUAUGUGCAACAGUUGCACCUCGCCUUGGAUCUGUACUGCAUGCAACAACGGAUAUACCGGGGUAACUUGUCAGAUAAGCUGUCCUAAAAACUGCUUGAAAUGUAGUAAUGAUGGCAAAUGUGAAACAUGCAAAGGUGGAUUUUCUAGACCAGAUACAGGAUGUCAGUGUUUAGAUACUCUAUGUACGUCUCCUGAGUGUAUAUCAUGUGCGAAUUCAACAUACUAUAAGGAAGGAUCUACAUGUUGCCCUUGCAACAGUAAAUGUAAACAUAACACAUGCAUAUCAAGUGAUCAUUGUAUAGACGGAUGUAAAGAUGGCUUUUUCGGAGUCAAUUGCGAGUUCAACUGUACGCAGAUCGACAUUAUGUGUUCUGCGUGUAGUGGUAAUAGUCUUGUUUCUUCUUUUUGUAAAAGCUGUAAUUAUGGAUAUUUUGCGUAUACAAACCGUACAUGUAUGACAUGUUCAGGUUUGUGUGUGGAAGGUCAAUGUAAUAGUUCCAAUGGACUUUGUGAAAAGGGUUGCAAAGAUGGAUUCUGGAAGCCAAGGUGUGACCAUAAUUGUAGUGAAAUGUGUACCGCAUGUAACCAGGUUAGUGGAGAUUGUUUGACUUGCUCAUUGACAAGUAUUUUCGGUGCAAAGUGUGAUAUGCCAUGUAGUAAAACGUGUAUUAAUACAUCAUGUCAUAACAAUGGGAUUUGCACCAGCGGAUGCAUAUCUGAUUUCUAUGGACCAUCCUGUGAGAAGUCGUGUCCUACCGAUUGUGCCCGUAGUGGUAACGGAACAAGAUGUUCACAUGCAACAGGUUUAUGUCUGUUUGGCUGCAACGAAGGAUUUAUAGGAGAAGAUUGCAUGACAGCUCUCGAGUUAGACAAUAGUGAAGGUACAUUACAAGCAGCAGCAAUAGGAGGAGGAGUGGCAGCUGCCGUGAUAGUUUCUCUUGUUGUGGUCGUAGGAUUAGUUAUCUUCUUCCGUAGAAGAUCUCAUGCACCAAAAACUGAAACCAUCUCAGAAGAAUCAAACAAUGCAAGCAACUCGUCUGCACCAGUGUAUGCAUUAGUCACGCGCAGAGAGCAUCCGGUUUCGGUGUAUGAAAACACUUCGUCUGUAAAAGCAAAUAAUACAGCAGUUCAAGUGCAGAACCCUGUUCACACAAAAAGUCGUCUGGACCCGGUCUCCCCAAGGGAAGGCACUUCAAUAACAACAGAAGACAGUUUAGAAAUCGAUGAAUGGGACAGUAUCGCUCGCAGUAAUGCGAUCAUAUUCGAAGAAAACGGAGGGGUGUACUACAACAACAUCGAGAAAGUAAAGGCACUGAAAAUUCAAGUUGAAGAACUGAAGAGAUUUGUGAUAACAAAGAAUAUGGACUACUUCAAGAAAGAGUUUGAGAAACUUCCGUACGGGCUUCUAAAAGAGUACCGGGUUUCGCAAAUGAAGGCAAACAUUGGCAAAAACAGAUACAAAGGCAUUUAUCCUUAUGACGACUCCAGAGUGAAAGUUCGAGGUGGAGACACUGACUAUAUCAAUGCUAGUUUCAUUGACGGUUACAAAAAGCGGAACGAAUACAUUGCAACAUUGGGCCCCAUGUCUAAACAACUUGGCAAUUUUGCGACUUUCUGGAGAAUGGUGUGGCAACAUAACGUAGAAAAAAUUGUGAUGGUCACAAAUCUGGUAGAGGAAGCGGCGAGUAUAUGUUAUUGUAUUAAAGACAAGUGCGAGAAGUACUGGCCCAGCGUUGGUUCCACCCAAAUGUACGGUGAUAUACAAGUCGUAUGUGAGAGUGAAGAAGAAUUUGCCGAAUUUUCACGACGAAAAUUUACUGUUACGAAGGAGAGUCACACGCGGACAUUGACUCACUUGCAAUUCACAUCGUGGCCAGACAAAGACGUUCCAGAGGACGUUACAUCAAUCAUAGAAUUCAGGCAGAAUGUCCUUCGUGCUCCGGCGAAACUCGAAGGACCCACAAUCGUGCACUGCAGUGCAGGCGUUGGUCGCACUGGUACCUUCAUAGCUAUCGAUAUUCUCACAAAUGAGGGCGAAGCCGAAGGAGCUAUAGAUGUUCCUGGCUGUGUACUGAACCUGCGACAAAAGAGGCCAAAUAUGGUACAGACAGUGGGACAGUACGCCUAUCUUCACCAUGCUGUUGUCCACUCGCUCACAUUUGACAGUAAGCCAGUGGCCAGUGCAAAGUUCCAAUUGUACAUGGACACGACAUCAAAGGAUAAAAUCAGGAACAUGUUUUAUCACUUGCAAGAAACAGCGUCAUUCGGAUCAUCGGAUGAAACCGAAGCAGUUGCAAGAAACGAAAAACGUACUGACAAGAACAGAGAGGGAGCUGAUGUCCCAGGUGAUGAAAAUCGCCCCAAGCUAUACCUAAACCGGAAACCAGGUUCCACAGACUAUGUCAAUGCUGUUUAUGUCAACAGUUUCCAGAAAAAUAAUAAUUACAUCCUUGCACAAACUCCGUUAACAAACACCGUCGUCGAUUUCCUCGCAUUGCUUGUCCAAGCAAACUGUGCGUGCAUUGUAAGUUUGGAAUCAGCAAAUAUGAACGCAGUGGACAUCGGUGUGUACUUACCUGCGGACAAUAAUGUGUUGCAGAAUGGAAUAUUUAGCGUCCGUUGUUCGAAGCCAGAGGCAAAUGAGUACCGAAAUAAACGGACGUUGACCGUUGAGCAUCGAGCGAAUCAGCCCAACGAGGCUUUGUCGUUAACGUACCUGGAGUUUACAGACUGGAACACGGAAGAGAGAAUACCAAAUUCUCCUGCUAAUUUCCGCCGAUUCAUUGCAGAAGUUGACGCAGUAACAGCCAAUAGCUCUGAUCGACCAGUUUUGAUACAUUGUCUGGAUGGUGCCAGUAAUUGCGGCCUAUUCUGUGUGGUUGCCACUCUCCUACAGAAGAUAGAGGUGGAACAUGAAGUCAGCGUAGCGAACGCUGUGCGGAAGGUGAAGACAAGAAGAAAGGGCGCGAUCCCUAACUUAGAGCAGUUUCUGUUCUGCCAUGACUGUGUCCUUGACUAUACUCAGAGCUUCAAAAUCUACUCAAAUUGUGCCGCUGAGCUCUCCGAUUGCUGAGUUCAUGUUGUAUGAAACGACUUGGUCCUUGACUUCAGUCAGAGCUUCAACAUGUACUCCAGCUUCGCCGCUGAGCUCUACGAUUGCUGAAUUCAUGUUGUAUGAAACGACUUGGUCCUUGACUUCAUUCAGAGCUUCAACAUUUACUCCAACUUCGCAGCUGAGCUCUCCAAUUGCUGAGUUCAUGUUGUAUGAAACGACUUGGUUAUUGACUUCAUUCAGAGCUUCAACAUUUACUCCAACUUCGCCGCUGAGCUCUCCAAUUGCUGAGUUCAUGUUGUAUGAAACGACUUGAUCCUUGACUUCAUUCAGAGCUUCAACAUUUACUCCAACUUUGCCACUGAGCUCUCCGAUUGCUGAGUUCAUGUAGUAUGAAACGACUUGGUCCUUGACUUCAUUCAGAGCUUCAACAUUUACUCCAACUUCGCCGCUGAGCUCUCCGAUUGCUGAGUUCAUGUGGUAUGAACUGAUUUGGUCUUUGACUUCCUUCAGAGCUUCAACAUUUACUACAACUUCGCCUCUGAGCUCUCCGAUUUCGCUGAUUUCGGGAAGUCUGCCAUGACUUUCUCUGGAUUAGACUACACUAAAAAAUGCCCAAUCUACUCCGAUCGCAGAGUUGAAGUUGUCUGUCAUGACUGUGUUCUUUGCUAUAUGCACAGUUCACAGUUGCUUUGACAACCACUCCGAUUUCGAUGCUGCUCUUUCCGAUUGCGUACAAUACUUUGUAAACAACAUCAACACCCUCUCAAACUUCGCUGUUUUUAUCUCCAAGUACUGACUUUACAUUGCUGCCCUCAUGAAAGUGCUACUGAUAGACUUCGUAGUGCUUUCCUAAUUAAUGCCGAAACUGAUCUCUCCCAUUGAUGAAUUGAUUUAUACAGUGAUUUUUCUAUUAUUUAAAACACGUGUUUUUUAUGAAUUUACUCAAUAAAAGCUUUUAUCGUAAAGCUGUUUUAAAUCUUAAAAGAAUACAUGCUUUAUUAAGUGUUGGAAUGCAUAACGACAUUAUAACACAUGUCAUUAAACUGGUAUAUACUCUUGGAACAAUUGACCAGAGUUAUAGACUGUAUGUAUAUAAAUGUGAAUCGCAAUUCGCGCACUUUUUGUGUGUAAAUGUGUACAAGUUGAUUGUAUUGUUGCGCGUUAACAUUAUUCAUGACAAUUUCAAUGUGUUGCAUUAAGUAAUAACCUACAUUGACUCGUUUGUGAACAAUUGUAUUCAAAUAUUUUAUUUCAACGUUUGUAUGUAAUAUUUGUCUAUAGCGAUUAUUCGCAACUUGUUUCCAUUUCAAAAGUCCUGCCUCAUUGCCGGCGACAUCUUUAACAAGGUGUGUUUCAUGAUUAUGAACGUUCUUUAUGUCAAUGUUUUGCUUUGUUACUUAUGUUUUUCAGACAUUUGCAAUUGUAAGAGUAAAUAUCAAAUGUGGAUAUUAAACAUGAUGCUUUAUUAUCGGGCUUUUGUAUGAAUUAUGACGUUGCCAUCUUUUUAAAUGUCCACGGAUUAAUAUGAAUUUUUAUUAUACCUCACUUUUAUUCACAAUGCUUAACUUCCAUAGGCCAUAGUGACAUAGAAAUACUGUCAGACCCAGCGGGAAAAUCAUUACUGUCCAAAAAAUACUGUCGCCCGCUCAAAAAAUACUUUCGCCCGCUACCUUAGCAAUCACGUGCGGAAUGGUAAAAAAUUAUACUGUCCCAUUCGCGCAUGCGCAGUACGCAGUUUUGCAUUUCCGUUGUAAACAGACGACCAAAUCUGUCAAAUUUUGCUGAAAUUCAAUACAAUUAUUGAAUAUUAAAAUUGUUCAUGAUUCAUAAAAAUUGGUCAUGUUUGAAUAGUUUUUCGGUAUAAUAAUAUACAUAGUACAUGUCCGACAGGGUGACAGUAUAUGUGUCAACUUUCGGAAAAAUAAGGUCGACCGAGACGAAGCACACAUUUACUGUCUCCCUGUCAGACAUGUAAUAUUUAUAUAAUGUAUAUUUGAGUAUCGGGUCGUAUUGAGCGUUUGGGGGACUGUGCGUUGCUUGGUCCCAUUCUAAGUGACAACAUAUACGUCAUUUAAAGUUAUAUAUAUCUUAACUACGGUUAAACCUUCAUACGCUUAUUUACAACAUAGUUUUAAAUCCAAUUUAUGUGGUUUUGUUAAGAUUGAGCUGUAUUGUUGAAAGUUGGAAACAUGUAAAUGUAUAUGUUUGUAACAAAACGACCAUUGUAUGAUGAAUUCUGUUUUUGAUUUGUUAGAGUUAUGAUGUUAGUUUGCACUUGAAUUUUCGCUUUAUUAUAGACAUUAACUAUAUUUCCAUAAUUUGUAGCCAUGUUUUCCUUGUUCAAGUAUUAAAUGUGCUUCUUGAAUUUUGUAA